Messenger RNA from Engraulis encrasicolus (European anchovy), 1591 nucleotides. Its product is annotated as M1-specific T cell receptor beta chain-like. The coding region runs from base 41 to 1519 and encodes 492 amino acids. Gene Ontology annotation, molecular function: immunoglobulin receptor binding; antigen binding. The transcript is spliced from 10 exons. NCBI's taxonomy places the organism in Eukaryota, Metazoa, Chordata, Actinopteri, Clupeiformes, Engraulidae. Gene Ontology annotation, biological process: antibacterial humoral response; complement activation, classical pathway. Gene Ontology annotation, cellular component: extracellular exosome; blood microparticle; immunoglobulin complex, circulating. The record is from RefSeq and is a predicted model, not a curated record.
CACAUCAUGGGUCUGUCUUCUGCUUGCUUCACUGCUUUGGAUGCCAGUUUAUCAGUUGCUCUGCGAAUCCUCUGCACAGAGUGAGCAUCUAACAGGCAUCAUGAUUACAGCAGCAUUCCCAUUCAUCACUUUGUCAAUCAUCUUAGGCAUCAUAGACGGUGUCCUGAUCACUCAGUGGCCGAGGGGCAUCAUCAGUCCUGCGGGUUCAUCCAUUGACAUGCACUGCUAUCAGAAUGAAACCGAGUACGACUAUCUCUACUGGUACCAGCUGAAGGAGGGAGCUGGACCACGGCUGAUGGUGGUCUAUGUGGCUGGCACAGCAAACCACGAACCAGGUUUUAAUGCUGAAGACUUUGAGAAUUCGAGAUCGGGGAAAAAGCAGUGGUCAUUGAAAAUACAGAAUGUGCAAGAUGAUCAGGCAGUCAUGUAUUUGUGUGCUGCCAGUCUCCACAGUGGUGUGAACUACAACGAAGCUUACUUUGGCAGUGGUACAAAACUAACUGUUUUGGAACCUGGGAGGGACCCCGAACUCCCCAAGGUGGAGGUAUUGCCUCCUUCCACAGGUGAAGAGUGUGACAAGGAUGUUCAGUCCCAAAGGAAGACGGUGACCCUGCUCUGUGUGGCCAAAGACUUCUACCCUGACCAUGUGUCUGUGUCCUGGGAAGUCAAUGAUGUGGAGCGCAAGGAGGGAGUGGGAACGGACAACAAUGCCAUGUUGGACGGAAAGAACAAGACAUACAGCAUCACCAGCAGACUGAGGGUCCCAACAAAGGAGUGGAGAAAGUCUACAAACAAAUUCAGAUGUGUUGUCCAUUUUUUCAAUGGGAAAGAGACAGUCCCUAAAAAUGCCACUGUGGAUGGAAUUGCAUCUUCUGACGGCGUAGAGCCAGAGGAAUACAUGAGGAGUGCUCAAACGGCCAAGUUUGCAUACAGCAUCUUCAUCGCCAAGAGCUUCCUGUUCGGACUGUUCGUCCUAAUUUUUGUGACGAAGAUUUCAAAGGGCUCCAAUGGAAAGUGCUUCGGGAAUGUAGUCUUUGGAGAAGGGACCAAGCUGACGGUUCUGGAUCCAAAGGCAAACGUCACAAGGCCCACAGUUACGGUUCUGCCACCUUCUCCCAAAGAGAUCUGCAAUGUCACCAAGCCCGAUGGGAAAGUGACCCUCAUGUGUGCGGUGACAAACUUCUACCCUGACCACGUUACAGUGUCCUGGAAGAUCAACGACCAAGAAGUUACUGCUGGAGAUCAGAACGUUACCACUGGAGACCAGAAUGUUACCGCUCGAGACCAGAAAUUUGUCACUGGAGACCAGAAAGUUGUUGCUGGAGUGGGAACCGACGAAAGUCCUCUCCAGAACAAAGAAACGUUGAUGUACAGCAUCACUAGUCGCCUCCGAGUUCUAAAAUCGGACUGGCGAAACACCACAUAUUCCUUUACUUGUUCUGUCCAGUUCUUUGAUGGGACGAAUUAUGUUACUGUGACCGACACAAUUCAAGGGCAGCAUGGUGAGUGUGACAUGUAGGUCCUACAAAGAGAUGUAUUGCGGUUUUAUUGACAUAUGAAUUAUCAACAACACCUGCUAACCUUAUGAUUG